UUUCGUGGCGUUUAUCUAACUGACUCAUCUGAAAGAGAAGAGAAGAGAAAAUGUUGAGAGUCAGCGCAAAGAGGGUUUUCGGAACGGCGUCGCAGGCCAUUAGGGUUCCGGCGCGGUUCUACCACGAGAGGGUGGUCGAUCACUACGAGAACCCCCGCAACGUCGGCUCCUUCGACAAGAAUGACCCCACCGUCGGCACCGGUUUGGUCGGAGCACCGGCCUGCGGCGACGUCAUGAAACUCCAAAUCAAGAUCGACGAUUCCACCGGAAAGAUCACCGACGCUUGCUUCAAGACGUUCGGCUGCGGCUCCGCCAUCGCUUCUUCCUCCGUCGCUACUGAAUGGGUGAAAGGAAAACACAUGGAGGAAGUUUUGACCAUUAAGAACACUGAAAUUGCCAAGCAUCUUUCUCUUCCACCAGUUAAGCUCCAUUGCAGCAUGCUUGCUGAAGAUGCCAUUAAAGCAGCUGUGAAGGACUAUGAAGCUAAACGUGCCAUGGCAGGAGCGGCAACAACUGAACAGAAGGCUGCCACUGCUUGAUUUCUUCCAUGAUGACGAUAACAACAGUUUGUUUGGGUUUGUAAUAUGUUAAUCAGCUGUAGUAUACAACACUUUCACUUCAGAUGUUUGGUUGGAGCAGCUAGUCUGCUAGAUUUUGUUAGCAUUUUGUGGAGUAAAUGCUUGUGAAGCUGGCUAUGGUUUGUUAUCUGUUUGCUUUGCUUUGUGCUUAGCAGGAUUGCAGGACACAAAUCAUGUUUAUAAGUUCCACAAUACAAUGAGUGAAGUGAACAGUAUUUUGUUUUCCACAAUGAAUGUUGCCUUGUUUGUA
Lotus japonicus is the source of this 828-nucleotide messenger RNA. RefSeq names its product iron-sulfur cluster assembly protein 1-like. Gene Ontology annotation, cellular component: mitochondrial matrix; cytoplasm. The coding region runs from base 51 to 539 and encodes 162 amino acids. The transcript is spliced from 3 exons. Lineage: Eukaryota; Viridiplantae; Streptophyta; Magnoliopsida; Fabales; Fabaceae. Gene Ontology annotation, biological process: iron-sulfur cluster assembly; intracellular iron ion homeostasis. The record is from RefSeq and is a predicted model, not a curated record. Gene Ontology annotation, molecular function: ferrous iron binding; 2 iron, 2 sulfur cluster binding.